Molecule: messenger RNA, 1921 nt
Organism: Cucumis melo (muskmelon)
Lineage: Eukaryota; Viridiplantae; Streptophyta; Magnoliopsida; Cucurbitales; Cucurbitaceae
Exons: 13
Coding region: 62-1318 (418 amino acids)
Source: RefSeq, a predicted model, not a curated record
UAAUGACUUUGAGCGACGUUGAUCAUUUUUCCCUUUCUCUCAGCAUUUCUCGCCGGAAUCAAUGGCCGAUUCUCGACCGCUACUCAAGAAUCAGCAGGAGUUACCGGCGUCCUCUGGCAAGGCUCCUCGAGUUGUCUCACUCGAUGUCUUUCGCGGCCUUAGCGUCUUUAUGAUGAUGCUUGUGGACUAUGGUGGGUCUUUUUUACCAAUUAUUUCUCAUUCUCCAUGGAUUGGACUUCAUUUGGCUGAUUUUGUGAUGCCUUGGUUUCUAUUUAUCGCGGGAGUUUCGGUUGCUCUUGUUUAUAAAGAAGUAAAAAGUAAAGCGGCCGCUGCAAGGAAUGCGGCAUGCAGGGGCCUGUACCUCUUUCUUCUUGGAGUUCUUCUUCAAGGUGGUUACUUCCAUGGAAUAACAUCUUUGACAUAUGGUGUUGAUUUGGAAAGGAUUAGGUGGCUUGGCAUUUUGCAGAGAAUAUCUAUUGGAUACUUGAUUGCUGCACUCUGUGAGAUCUGGCUAACUCGUAGCACACGUGAAGAAGCUCAACAUACUAAGAGUUUCAGCUGGCAUUGGUGUAUUAUAUUUUUUCUGUUGUCAUUGUAUAUGGCACUAUCGUAUGGUUUAUAUGUUCCGGAUUGGGACUUUAAAAUAUCAGCCCCCAGCUCUUCACUUCCACUAAGUGGAAGCUAUGUUUACAAGGUGAAUUGUUCUCUUCGAGGUGAUCUGGGACCCGCAUGUAAUUCUGCUGGCAUGAUUGAUCGUUAUGUUCUUGGUAUUCACCAUUUGUAUACUAAACCUGUCUACAGAAAUCUAAAGGAGUGCAAUAUUUCCUCCAGCGGUCAAUUUCCUGAGACUUCACCUUCAUGGUGUCGUGCUCCUUUUGAGCCAGAAGGUCUUUUAAGCUCUUUAACUGCUACAGUGGCAUGCAUAAUAGGACUUCAGUAUGGUCACAUUCUUGCCAAAGCACAGGAUCACAAAACUCGCACCAAUGGCUGGUUCUUACUCUCGUUUAAGAUUUUGGCUCUCGGACUAUUCCUCGUCUUUAUAGGUAUCCCUGUAAAUAAAUCUCUCUAUACGGUCAGCUAUAUGUUAAUUACUUCAGCGUCAGCAGGAAUAAUCUUUUGUGCUCUAUAUAUUUUGGUUGACAUCCACGGCUAUCGACGACUGACAUGUGUUCUGGAAUGGAUGGGGAAGCAUUCUUUAAGUAUUUAUGUUUUGGUAAUCUCUAACAUACUCGUUAUUGGGCUCCAAGGAUUCUACUGGAAAUCUCCUAACAAUAACAUUGUGCAUUGGAUUGUUAGUCAUGUCAAAGCUCGAAGGUGAAAUAAUUUGAGUACUUGUUUAGAGUAUUCAACAUCUGGGAUUUGGCUAACUUGCCAACAUAAUUUAGUGACAUGUUUGGUGAGUGAUUUGAAAAUUAUUCAAAAUCACUUUUACCAUUUAUAAAAUUACUUCCAAACAAGUCUUUGAAUCACUCAAAAUUAGUUUUAACGGAUUAAAAGCAGGUUUCGUAGUGAUUUUUAAAAACUAUAAAAACACUUUUAACCAUUUUAGAAUUACUCCCUAAACAUACUGUUACUUACCAAUAAACUCAUAGUGCUCGAGAUUUGUCCACCAUGUUCAGAAUCACCUUACAGCAAAUAAUGAGCAAAGAUUUGGAAUCGGUAAGAAGGCAAUGGAGUCGUUGCAAUGAUGAUCAUCACUUGAUUUGUAGUGUUGGUAUGUAUGUUAUAUAUGUUUUAACAUUGAUAAAAAUUGUAGUUGUAUUCAUGUGUGCAACUCCUAGAACUGAGAAAUUUUUUUAUUACUCCCUUUGAAGGGGAAAACCUUUAUUAGCCAACAAGGUUUUGACUUUGGAGCUUAAACAUUUGAUAGGUGUUCUAAUGUUUAUAAUUAAUGAAAAUUUGACAAUAUUUACAAGGAAAA